AGUAUUCCAAUCAUCAAACCCGACCAUCUCAGCACCACAACAAGUGACUCCAAAAGCAACAGCGACAAACCAGCUGUUGUCUUGUGGCGAAAAAGGAGAAGCCGGACUAAGACGCCGAAGUGUGGCUCUGUUCAUGGACAGUAGAAGCGAAAGACUCGGCAUCAGCUUCUGCGUCUCGGGGGCGCGAAAGCGUGUAGCCAUAUCACCCGGCCUAGCCUCUCUCCUAAAUGGAAGCACAUCCAAAGCUACCAUGAAACGUAAAGCCUAUGACGCACUGCCGGUAACACUAGUGGGAGAUCAGUCCUGCAGAUUAGUACGAUGCCGUAACAAGACCAUCGCACUAUUGGAAUGGGCCGAUGACACCCCGUUUGUCCAGGCAUGCUCAUGGCUCACUACGCUUGGAGAGAGAGCACAAGAUAGUAACGUCCCCAAGAUAAUAAGCGUAGACGCAAUGGUGAUCGAGCAUAAGAAAGGUGAAAUUGUUGACCAGCUGGGCUGCCUAAAAGCCUCAAAACAACACGAAAUAGUUGUGUAUGAGGACAGAGGUGAAGACCUAAGCUUUCUCAGUGGACACAUACCCGUGAGGAACAACAACCACCAACAAACUGAAGCGGUCACCGGAUCAGAACGCCUACAGGAGAGGAUGGCUUCCGAGUCCGUAGCUGCUGCUGAACAGCAGGAAAUAAAUAUGAGGAUGCAGAGCCGAAUCUCGCAGGGGCGCGCACAAGGGUUCCUUCAGGGAUUCAAAUCAGCUGCCCAAAGCCUUAUGGGGAAACCACAGAGGAAACCUGAGUGGCGCCAAAUCCCCAAAGGCCCCAUCCGAAAAAGAACGGCCCAAAGAACCAUAACAAGAGCCGACAUGGGUCAGGUGGUCCCACCGAAGCUAAAAACAGCAACCUCCCCUAAAGAGCAUUUGGAGAAUGCCGUCAUAGAAUUUGUGGCAAUAACAACCGCCACAAAGCAGUUCCUACAAAAGGCAUCCACGACAUCGCACCAUCUUUUGCUGGGUCUACCCCUGCGCUGA
This is a messenger RNA of Plutella xylostella (diamondback moth), 1024 nucleotides long. NCBI's taxonomy places the organism in Eukaryota, Metazoa, Arthropoda, Insecta, Lepidoptera, Plutellidae. The record is from RefSeq and is a predicted model, not a curated record.